Messenger RNA from Camelina sativa (false flax), 1593 nucleotides. RefSeq names its product 4-coumarate--CoA ligase-like 8. Gene Ontology annotation, cellular component: peroxisome. NCBI's taxonomy places the organism in Eukaryota, Viridiplantae, Streptophyta, Magnoliopsida, Brassicales, Brassicaceae. Gene Ontology annotation, molecular function: CoA-ligase activity. The record is from RefSeq and is a predicted model, not a curated record.
AUAUGAAUGUGGUGACGUCGAGCGAGUCAUUUGAAGGAAGUGCCAAUGGUUUGCGUUUACUGUAAAAUGAGGAGUUUGCUUCGCAGAAACCAUUUCUUGGAUUGAUCAGUGAUGACAAUAUUACGGAAUUAGUCAUUUUCUAAAGUUAGUAUUAGAUUGUUUGGUGGAUAUAUAGCUCUUAGACUGUUACUCUAUUUAUAUUAGAAAAAAUAAGCUGACACAUACGAAUCAGAGCCUCUUCCUAAAUAGCUCCUAAACUCGCUGGUUCCGGUAUAUCCAUCAUCCUGGAUUGCGUUAAACCUACCCUACGCGCUCCAGGAGGACUCAAAAUGGUUGGAAUAUUAAGUGAGAUGAUGAAGAAAGAACCAAGUGGUCAACGAGUCAGAAACCAAGUUAACAAAGACGAUACGGCGAUGUUGCUUUACUCGUCAGGGACAACAGGACGAAGCAAAGGUGUCAUCUCGUCUCACGGAAACCUCAUAGCACAUGUGGCGAGAUACAUUGCGGAGCCAUUUGAACAGCCACAACAGACCUUCCUUUGCACUGUUCCAUUGUUCCACACGUUUGGUUUACUCAACUUCGUUAUGGCCAGUUUGACGUCAGGUACUACCGUUGUCAUCCUACCUCGGUUCGAGCUCGGCGAGGUGUUGGCGGCGGUUGAGAAAUAUAGAGCCACGACUCUGAUUCUCGUGCCGCCAGUUUUGGUAGCCAUGAUAAACAAAGCGGAUCAGAUAAAGGCGAAGUACGACGUGAGCUUCUUGAGAACGGUUCGGUGCGGUGGAGCACCGUUGAGCAAGGAGGUCACAGAAAGGUUUAUGGAGAAAUAUCCAACGGCUGAUGUUUAUCAAGGUUACGCAUUGACGGAAUCCAACGGUGCAGGAGCUUCGAUAGAUUCUGUGGAGGAGAGUUGGAGAUAUGGUGCGGUGGGGUUGUUGUCGUGUGGUGCACAAGCAAGGGUUGUGGACCCGGAGACAGGCCUGGUCAUGGGUGUGAACCAAACAGGAGAGCUUUGGCUUAAAGGGCCUUCUAUAGCCAAAGGUUAUUUUAGAAAUGAAGAAGAAAUUAUUACUUCAGAAGGAUGGCUUAAAACAGGAGAUCUUGGCUAUAUAGACGACGAUGGAUUUCUUUUUAUCGUGGAUCGAUUGAAAGAGCUAAUCAAAUACAAUGGUUUCCAGGUAGCUCCAGCUGAACUAGAGGCUCUCCUACUGAAUCACCCAGAUAUUCUCGACGCAGCAGUUAUUCCGUUUCCGGAUAAAGAAGCAGGACAAUAUCCGAUGGCUUACGUGACACGAAAACCUGAGAGCAAUCUCUGUGAGAAAAAAGUUAUCGAAUUUAUUUCUAAACAGGUGGCACCAUAUAAGAAAAUAAGAAAGGUCGCAUUUAUAGACUCCAUACCAAAGACUCCAUCGGGCAAGACACUUCGCAAGGAUCUACUAAAAUAUGCCAUCUCUAAACUUUAAAAGAAUCGAUACUUUGUCAUUUUCUACUUGUAUUAUUAUUUUUUCCUGACAUAAUGACAGAAAAGUUAGAACUGGUAGUUCGAUUAUGAUUUAUAUGAUCAGAACUUUCCUAUUCGAAUCGUAUAUGUUUCUA